GACGUGGGGAGGUCUCCACAGAGCAGGGGACGCCUGCGUGUGUUCACCGGUGGAAACGGGAAGGGAUCUUGAGCCUCGAGCAGCGUGAGCCAACUGCAAGGAGUGAAGAGUGGUGUAACUGGAGAAUUAUGACCUCAAGGUUCUGGGAGGCGGGUGUGAGGCUCUCUUGAAACAACAGCCCGGGGCCAAGUGGGAAGGGGUCUGGUGUCCCCAGUGCUGAGGUGCAGACCUCACCUGGACGUGACCAGGAGUUGCCUGAUGGUUUCCAUAGCCCACCAGUGAACGUGCUGACCAGCAGCCAAGCCAAGUAGGGCUGAGGGGAGGAAGGAUUGGAAAAAAGAUGCCAGUCGGGAAGCCUUUGCAGUAACCUGGAGAGAGAGGAUGAGGACCAAAUGCAGGUGGAGAAGAGCGAGAGGGCAGAGUUCAUAACUGUUUGGAGGAAGAGUCAUUAGGGCUUGGGGAGAGAGGCGUGGGGAUGAUCAGAAUUGGCCCGAGGAACUGUAUCACUGGUGAAGCCCUGAGCUGGUCAGGGCUGCAGGAGCCAGUAGGGGUGGGGUAGGGGCAGGGCUAAGAGGGAAGAUGCAGAGUUUAGAUUUGCAGAUUAAAGGUGCCUUUGGGAUUUCACGGAGUUGCCCACAGGGCAGUUGGAAAUACGGGUCCAGGCUCAGGAGUCAGAGCUGAAGUAGGGUGACUUUAGGAUUUAGAUGGUGGUUUUGAACUUGGACUGCCCAAGGAGAGUAUGUAUAGGAAAAAAGAAAAGAAGAAAGAGGAAGUGGCUGACAACACAUCAGAGAAUAUGGCCUUAAGGGCUGGCGGGUUUCAGGGUAACCUGUGCUUUGACAGGAUGGAGUGAAUAGAGCACCUGCCAGCAAACACUUAAGGGUCAGGUGGAGGAGGAGGAGCUGCCAGAGAGACUUAGGUGAGAAGAGGCGAGUCAAAGAGCAGAACGCCACUGGGGGAGGUGCCAGGCCGUGGGGGCCCCACCGCCGGGCGGGUGCUGCUCGGGGUUCUGGUGGAGUGGCUUUUGGGGCUCAUGACUCAGCUCACUGGCGUCAGUGAAAAUUGUUUCUUCUGCUUUCUGGAUGUCAUCUUGCUUCCCGAUUUUUACAUGAAAGAAUUGAUAUUUAUAGAUUUUAGGUAAUGGGAACAUCCCUUUCUUUCUAUUUGAAAAAUGAGCUGAGUAAGAGUAUAAUUGUUUGAUCAUUUUUUUUAGUUAUAGCUGUUCUUGUUUGCAGCUCAAAAGAUUUUUUCUCUCCUUCACAUGCAGAUCGUGUUCUGGAUAUAGCCAGCCAGCAACAUAUUAGAAGUUUCCUAACCAGAAGUUUUACUCUACACGGAUUCGGUUAUACUGAGGCCUUUUAAUCUGAACAUCUAGCUUUCAUUGUUGAGGUUCCUCGGUGCUGAACUAACCAGAGGGUACUUCCUUGAACAUAAUGAGGCCAAGUAUACAGAAAGAAGAGAAAGAGUGUACACUUGUAUGCGAAUACCAAGAGAACUGGAAAAGCUCAUGGUGUUUGGGAUCUUCCUGUGCCUGGAUGCAUUUCUGUACGUGUUCACUUUGCUUCCUUUAAGAGUUUUCCUGGCACUGUUCAGGCUCUUCACGCUGCCUUGCUCUGGCUUAAGGGACAGACGUCUGCUCCAGCCUGCCCAGGUGUGUGACAUCUUGAAGGGUGUCAUUUUGGUCAUCUGCUAUUUCAUGAUGCACUACGUGGACUACUCCAUGAUGUACCACCUGAUUCGGGGACAGUCGGUCAUCAAGCUCUACAUCAUCUACAACAUGCUCGAGGUGGCAGAUCGUCUGUUUUCAUCAUUUGGACAAGAUAUAUUAGAUGCUCUCUACUGGACCGCAACAGAGCCCAAAGAAAGAAAAAGAGCCCACAUCGGGGUGAUUCCUCAUUUUUUCAUGGCCGUUCUCUAUGUCUUUUUGCAUGCAAUUCUUAUAAUGGUUCAAGCAACAACUCUCAACGUAGCUUUUAACUCACACAACAAGUCCCUGCUUACUAUCAUGAUGUCUAAUAAUUUUGUUGAAAUUAAAGGAAGUGUUUUCAAGAAGUUUGAAAAGAACAAUCUUUUUCAAAUGUCAAAUAGCGAUAUUAAGGAACGAUUCACAAAUUACGUGCUUUUGCUAAUAGUGUGUCUAAGAAACAUGGAACAGUUUUCUUGGAACCCAGAUCAUCUCUGGGUGUUGUUUCCAGAUGUCUGUAUGGUGAUUGCAUCGGAAAUCGCUGUGGAUAUUGUAAAACAUGCCUUUAUCACAAAGUUCAAUGACAUUACUGCAGAUGUCUACAGUGAAUAUAGAGCCAGCCUCGCUUUUGACCUUGUUAGCAGUCGACAGAAGAAUGCGUAUACUGAUUACAGUGACUCCGUGGCGCGGAGGAUGGGGUUCAUUCCUCUCCCACUGGCUGUUCUACUCAUCAGAGUUGUUACAAGCUCAAUUAAAGUGCAAGGAAUCCUGUCUUACGCCUGUGUCGUGCUCUUCUAUUUUGGGUUGAUCUCCCUGAAAGUGCUUAACAGCAUUGUCCUGCUGGGAAAGUCCUGCCAGUACGUGAAGGAAGCCAAGAUGGAAGAAAAGUUGUUUAACCCUCCCCCAGCCGGCGCUGCGGGCAAACCGUGCAGUAAAUCACAAAGUAAAUGUAAACCCUCUCAAGAAGAAAACCUGUCUGCUUCAGUCACCAGCCAGCCUAUUCAUCAAAAGGAAAAUGUCGUACCACUGCUUGUGACAAGCAAUUCUGAUCAGUUUCUGACGACGCCAGAUGGUGAUGAGAAGGACAUAACACAAGAAAACUCUGAGCUAAAACACAGAUCCUCAAAGAAAGAUUUGUUAGAGAUAGACAGGUUCACAAUUUGUGGAAACCGAAUUGACUGAAUUCUGUGGCUCCUUGUGCCAAAGAGGCAGAGUCCUGGGGUGGCAAAUGCCGUGAUACCAGGACGGACAGAUGCUAAAAGUGUCACUUACAUAUUUAUUUAAAAACUUAAGUUAUUAAUGGAAAGCAAAUCUCAGUGUCCUUCCUCCAGUCACGUGGUCCGGCUGAAGGUCAGGUCACGUGGGCCAGCCGGCAGUGACCUCCGGCCUUGACUCUGGAAAACUUGACACGCGGGGAAAAGUUGCUCCUGCUUGGCGAAGUGGCAGAGUCACCCCCGGCCCGACGGGAGCAGCCUCAGAAUCACUUCUGCUUUGUCGGUCUGUGCUUCCAGAACAUCAGAUUUUGCCUUGAGUCCCUUUAGUAUAAGGAUAUUCCUGGAAACCUGUGAAGCUCUUACCACGGCGCUCCCUUGCCAGCCUCACUCUGUUUCCACAAGCAGUUUUCAGACAUCAUUUCAUCUGCCAAAGCGUUAAAAAAAGAAUAAACUUAAGUCAAGAUAAAUGUUCUUACCACCAGAAUAAUCUUUGAAGAUGUAUUAAUAUUCUGAAUUAAUCAGAAUAAAAGGCUACCUUAAAUAAGACAUAAUGAAUAGUAGCAUUUUAUAGGAGAAAAAAAAACCUUAAGCCAGUUUAUUUAAAAAAUAUUCAGUAAUGAAGGUUAUGCAUCACUGAGAAAAUGUUUCAUACUCUGUACAGCCAAACAUGAGCUGUGUAUUGUUUAAUUACAGUGGAUAAAAUAGAAAUUCCCUUUAUAAAAGGCACUUUUUAUACUGAAAAAGCAGAGCAGUGUUAACUUUAAUGUAUAGUUAACUGGUUUCACUUUAAAACUAAUUGCUUCAUAAAUUGUUACAGUCAAAAGGAUUUGGUGUUGAACAGGCUGUCAGUGUACAAAAUUCAAAGGUAUUAACUGGGUUUUCAAAGUAAGUUUUAAAGUCAAUAUUCUAAGUGGACGGGACAUCAUCUCUCUUGGGCUUAGAGAACGUGCUCGGCUUUCCAUCUGUGCACAUGUGCUGGGGAUGGGCAAGCUGUGUUGGGGGGGAAGUAAAUGGAGUGUUUGGUACAUGUGUCUGUGUAUGUGCGUGGAUGUUGGGAACAGCAGCUAAAAGAUAAUUUUUGGUUUUAUUUGAGAUCAAGAUUCCAUUUCUGCUUAAUUACUAGUCUGUGGCGUGCAUCAUAGGACAAGUUACUUUCCACCACAUUUUAUCUUGAGAAACCUUUCUGCAUUUUUAUGAAAAUUCUACGAUGUCUAAUUUCAGGACAUCCAGAUGUCACUGUUAACUGUUACUCCCUUUGAUGUUUCCAUUUUGAAGUUUAGCUCUCAUGCUGAUUAUUUCCGGCAUAUGACGUGCAGAAGGUUAAGUUUAGGUGAUUUGUCUAUUUCCUGGAUGAAAUGCAAAGCAAGCUUUAAUUUGGCUUGUUCAUUUGAAAAACAAAAGUGAAUUUUAAUUUGCAUUAAAGCUGAAGAAAUCUGAAGAUUAAUGUUCACAUAGGGUAAAAAGAGGAAAUUGUACAAAAACAGUUUUGUGAAACCAGGAAGUAUUUUAAGUUAAAAAUGAAAGACUUUAAAUUGCUCUGUAUGUGUCAGUGAAACCCCAUUUUUAAAUUAUUCUCUUUUCCGUCUUCUCUUCACCAUAAGGAACAGUAUCCAUGAGGAAUGGGAAUAGUCUGGGGAAAACUUGGCCAAACAUAGCCCUCAUCAGAGCAAGAAUAUGAUUUGGGUAUAUCUUCCAAUUCAGCUUGAAUUACUCUGUUGUGCUGUCAUUUUCGGGAGAUUUUUUUUUCUUUCCCAGAAUAUAUUGGGAGUUUGGAAUGAUGUUCAUUUCUUCUGUUAAAAUGGCAUUCAUUACUAAUUUUAUAAGUGCAUCUUGUGUGAAACUCAAUAAAUUCAAUUUUGUAAUCUUUUUUAAAAA
Molecule: messenger RNA, 4773 nt
Organism: Camelus dromedarius (Arabian camel)
Lineage: Eukaryota; Metazoa; Chordata; Mammalia; Artiodactyla; Camelidae
Gene: TAPT1
Product: transmembrane anterior posterior transformation 1
Exons: 14
Coding region: 1478-2866 (462 amino acids)
Biological process (GO): positive regulation of cilium assembly
Cellular component (GO): ciliary basal body; endoplasmic reticulum membrane
Source: RefSeq, a predicted model, not a curated record